This is a messenger RNA of Amborella trichopoda, 16113 nucleotides long. RefSeq names its product auxin transport protein BIG. The record is from RefSeq and is a predicted model, not a curated record. Gene Ontology annotation, cellular component: plasmodesma; cytosol. NCBI's taxonomy places the organism in Eukaryota, Viridiplantae, Streptophyta, Magnoliopsida, Amborellales, Amborellaceae. Gene Ontology annotation, biological process: auxin polar transport. Gene Ontology annotation, molecular function: zinc ion binding; protein binding.
UUCACCCUUGAAAAUGGAGCUUCUCUUCUCAAUUUAGUGGCGAUUUUUAGGGUUCCUUUCUCCAAAUUUGGUGGCGAUUUCUGGGGUUACACAGGCACUCAAGCACCCGGUCCGUAUGUUGUGACCAGAAGCUUCAGCCAUGGCUGAAAUUAAGAAGCUUCUGGACCUUCUUACUGAAGAAAAUGCCAUGGUCGAUCUCUCUCAGAGGUUGCGAUCGGAUAAUGCAAAAUUAGGGUUAUCGGAGUUGGCGUCCAUCAUAGAACAAUCCAUUAAAGAGAAUGAUGAUGGAAAAUUGGUGUUUCAGAUAUGGAAUGAGUCACAGAUUGAAUCCCUUUUGUCAGUUUUAAGUUAUGUUGUAUAUACUACUCGCUCACUUACAGUUGAAGCUGCAGAAUCAGCACUUGUUAGGGUUUUUGAGAGCUCUGUGGAGUUCUGCAUUUAUUACGUUGAGAAAUGUGGACUUAAUGGUGAUCAUGGGGCUGACUUACAGAAAACUGUUAUACACCUGCUGGAAAUAGCUCUACUUGAUAAAGUAGAUACAGAUUUAGAUUCAGUGAAGUUAGAUUCUCCGGCUGUUCUUAUGGAUUGCUUGCCAGUCAUCCCUGCUAAUUCAAGCAGGGUGAAACAGGACAGAUACAUGAAGUGUACCCUGCGAGGGAUCAAUUGUUCAGUGAAAGCUGAGCCAGUGGACACAGCUAUGCUUGCUUUAGCUUCUGAGUAUCUUCCAGCGAAUAGGCAGGUUUCCCUCUCAACUGAAGAUGUGCCCCAUCAAGACUGGAAUAGCAUGAUAUCUCUUUCACAGCAUUGGGCAGUUGUUCAUGGGAAGUGCAUACCUCGCCUGAUUAAUAUAUGCAAAGAGCUGUUAAAGCCCUCACAGCUCUCUGAUGAACACAAUGGAGAUUCACAUUUUCAGUCAAUAGUAAUACUUUCUAAAAGAAUUCUAUCAUUAGUUGCAAGGCUUACAAGGGAAGCUCCAUAUGUUGCUUCUGAUGUCGAGUUGUUACUUCAAGCAGCAGCCUUGGCUGAAUUAUUGCCUGAGUUGUUUAAACACAGGCACGACCCUCUCAACUUUGAUUCUUGUGCUGAGGAGAAAAGAAUUGAGCAUCACCUUAUGGUACUAAUGGAGGACUUCUUUCAUUUUGUUGAAGCUGUUUUUCAUAGUGACAACAUCUUCCUCAAUAUAAAGACAUGUAUUUCUGCUUCUAUGUUGAACAUCUUGGAUACCCAAGUAUGGAGUUAUGACAAACACAGUUCCAUUCAAAAGCCUCCAUUGGUUUUUGCACCUCAGGUUAUCAUGUAUCUCUUGAAGCUCAUUGGAGAAGUGCGUACUCAGACAUGUCAGGUGCUUAGUUGGAAGCAGAAAUCUGAUAUAAACUCCGUUGAAAAUUUCAUGAAUUCAGAGAUUGGUGUUGCUCCUUCCUUUAAUAUUAGCUCCGAGAAAGUUUCUUUGGUUGAAAGAUAUACCAGUGAACAGCUUCUUAGGCUUAUUUUUCCUAUCGGAGGUCACUGGCUUGAUGAUUUAAUACAUCUUGCCUCUUUUCUUCAUUCACAAGGGGUGAAAUAUAAGGUGAAAAAUGACAGAUUGCGCCAAGUUCGUGCAAAGAGUCCUGCUCCUUCUGACAAGGAUCCUGCAGUCAGUCAUGAAGAUGAUGCUUUGUUUGGGGACCUUUUUUGUGAACCUGGCCGUCAGGGUGGGAUGACUGAUACUCGUGAUCAACCACCUGUUGCCUCUGAUAUGAUAAAUAUUGGCACCAACAUACCCCUUCAAGGUGCUAUUGAGCUACUGACUUUUCUUAAAAGCUCCAUCUUUUCCCCUGAAUGGGAUAGUUCUGUUUGCAAGGAAGCAUGCGUGAUGCUUCAUGAGAGGCAUAUAAGCAUCUUACUUUCCAUGCUCCAGUUCCAAGUUUGCCUGUUUGACGAAGGGAUACCCAAUAGUGCAGUUUCGGCAUGCCAGAAACAGCUCGGGCAUGUUUCUGAUGUAAGCUUUGACCUAUUGUACAGCCUCCUUGCACGCAGAGCUUUAUCCAGGUGCCUUGAAGAACACCUUGCUAGCCAAAUUCUCAAGGUAGAGAAGGGACACUUUGUCUAUAAUGACUAUACUCUUGUUUUGUUAGCUCACGCUAUGAUUUCUAGGGUUGGUCUUAGUGGGAGACUUUUUAGAAUCAAAGUUUUUGAAGCAUAUAUUGAUUUCAUUCUUGAAAAGGCAAAUGAUGUGUGCUCAAAUUGCCCCAGUCUUGGAGAUACAUUUGCAGGUCUCCCUUCUCUUUUCCACUUUGAAAUUCUUCUUAUGGCUUUCCACUCGUCCUCGGUUUCGGAGAAAGUUUCCUUUGCAAAGAGGGUGUUUGAUGCUCUUCAGGCAGUAAGCCAUACUCCAGCUGAAUUCAGCUGCACACUAUUGACAGCUUGGUCUUUGCUAGUAUCACGGUUGAUUUUGAUUCUGCGUCAUAUGAUCUAUUACCCAUCAACAUUUCCUUCGUGGCUUCUUUCACAUAUUCGAACCAAGUUGAGGGAAGUGCCAUCUCGAGGAAGCUCUUCUGGGAUUGUAAAUGAUCGUUUACUAUCAUGGGUAUCCACUACCAUACAAAGUAUCAUGGCUGUAUGGGUUAAAGAUCGACCAGUACUCGGUAAUUUGCUUCCUCUAUUGAUAGAUGUUGUUCCUGUUCCUAAUUCAGCUUCUUUAGAUGGCCAAGUCCUUCAAGAUCUAGGUCUGAAUCAGGAUGAUGUACAUGAUGCCUUCUCACAAAUAUUAGGAUUGUGGAAAGGUAAGAAAGCUGAAGCAGUGGAAGACCUCGUUCUUGAAAGGUACUGUUUUCUACUUUGUUGGGAUACACUAUCUUGUAUUAGGUCUCCAUCAGUGAGAGUUGACACUUGGAGCCUUGAUUUGGGAAGAAUGGAUUCUUUCAUUCAAUUCAGCCAUUUCCUGGUAAGCAAGGCUGAUGUUACCAGCUAUAUUGGUAGUGGAAACUUCACAGAAGUUGUCACCAGUGUCCUUCAACAGCUUAGUAUUACCCAUGAACCAUUUCAAGUUAAAGAGAGAACUUGGGACUUUUUAAGGGAUGGAGCUUGGCUCUCUCUGAUUCUUUCUUUGCUUCAAGUUGGCAUCGGGAGGUUUUCUGAAAAGGAUGCAUUGCAAGGACUGGAAUCAUGUUGGGUGGAAGAUAUACACGGGGGCAACUAUUUCUUGUCGAUCGCUGAAAGUGUUGUGGUUGCUUUGUUUCAAAAUAACCAGGUUGGAUCCGUGAUUGAGUGGCUUUCAGUUCUAUUGCAUAGAUAUUUGCACGCCCUUCAAGAGGCAUUUGUUAUGGCCCUUGAUCGCCAGGAAUGUGAGGUGGGCUUGUUUUCUUCAUCGCUUCUUCUCAUACAAUCUGGAUGUGAACAAUGCCCUGAGGCUGAGCUGCUGGAGAAAAUUGGAGCCAGCCCUGCCCUGCUAGAAUAUCUGUAUGGUCUUGGGUCAAAAUUGAAUGAGCUUGUUGAGAGAGAAGAUUUAGAGAACCUGAGUCGAGCGUUCCGCAGAUCCUUGUUGCAUGGUUUUCCUUCACAUUUACAAACUAAUAGUGGGGCUCUUCUUUCUUGUAUUGUCUCUGUGGAAGGGAUAAUCUGCACAUUCGAGAGCUUAAUCAAGGUCAAAGAUUCUACAGGGGCUAUACAUAUAGACGAUGAUGUGCUGCUCCGUCUUCUUGAUUCAGUCAUGAUGGUUAAACUUGGAAGGAUUUUUGAACAUAUACAUGGAAAGCUUGAUGUUAUAUACAGCUACUUCUUCCCAUCUGAGAAAGGGAACUUGGAUCAUAGUGUGUUGUUCUUACUGAAGCACAUGGAAAAUUUUCUCAAGGAAGUGGUUUCCAGAGAGAAAAUAAACUUGGGUGUUCUUGAAGUUCUAAUAAAAAAUACUGUUGAUUUGGUUGACCGCAUCAGGAAAGACCCAGCUAAAGUUGACAGUCUAAAAUGCUAUUUGGGCAUCAACAAUGACAAGAAUAAAGAGGCCAAGAAGCUUUACCCUAUACAGAAUGGCAAUCUAUUGGUUCUUUUGGAUGUCUUGGAUACUUGUCACACUGAAGCAGUGAGUAUGAAGAUUCUGCAAUUGUUUAAUGAUCUUUUGUCUGGAGAGCUUUGUUGUAGCCUUAAAGUGGAAGCACAAAAGAAAUUCUUGGGAAUGGAUUUGGCAUGUUUAUCCAAAUGGCUUGAAAAGAAGUUGUUGGGAUGCAUGAUUGAAACUUCAGGAGGAGUUUCGACAGCCAAAGGAAGCCCUGUUGCACUCAGAGAACUGACUCUGAAUGUCAUAAUCUGCCUUGUAUCACCAUCUUCUGAGAUUAAUUCGAAAGAACUUCGUCUUCACUUUGUUGAAGCAAUGCUUAUGUCCCUAGAGGAUGCGUUCAUGCAAUUUGACAUUCAUACAGCCAAGGCUUAUUUCAAUUCUAUCUUUCAGCUCUGUAAUGGAGAUUCUUCAAUGAGGCAUCUUGUGGAGAAAACUGUGAGGCUGAUGGACAAAUUUUUGUGUGAUGAACGAUUCCUGGAAGGCUUAAAAUUUCUUUUUGGUUUUCUCUGGAGUAUCCUAAGUGCAUGUGGAGCUAAUAAAGGCACUGGGGAUAAGUUUUCAGGUAAGCAUUGGUCGAGCAGUAGUUCUGGAGCUGCAUCCACUAUUCCUAGAACAGUUGGCAGUGUCUCAAGCCAAGGUUCAGAGACAUUGGUUCUUCCCUCAAGUCAGGAGUCUGGUUCUGCUACGGUUGACUGCGAUGCAACUUCAGUUGAUGAAGAUGAAGAUGAUGGUACAUCAGACGGGGAAUUGGCUAGUGUGGACAAGGAUGAUGAUGAUGAUAGUAACAAUGAAAGGGCCCUUGCAUCUAAAGUUUGCACAUUCACUUCAAGCGGCAGCAACUUCAUGGAGCAACACUGGUAUUUUUGUUACACAUGUGAUCUAACUGUUUCCAAAGGUUGCUGUUCUGUUUGUGCAAGGGUGUGCCAUCGAGGUCACCGUGUUGUCUAUUCUCGCUCGAGUCGUUUCUUUUGUGAUUGUGGGGCAGGUGGUGUUAGAGGAAGCAGCUGCCAGUGCUUGAAGCCUCGUAAAUAUACUCCUUCCAAUAGCGCUCCAGUUCGAGCUACAAAUAAUUUUCAGCCAUUCCUUUCUUUCUCUGAAGAUGGAGAAUUACCUCCUGAUAGUGAUUCAGAUUUUGAUGAAGAUGGGCUUGCAGACAUUGAGAGCUCUUUCAAAUUAUCCAUCCCAAAGGAGGAACAAGAAGGACUUGCACGCUUGCUGAUGAAUGUUGAUGUUGAGAGUCUGCUUAUUCAGCUUUGCAGUAGAUUACUACCAGCUGUAACAGGCAGAAGAGAGUGUAAUCUCUCAAAAGAUCAGAAAGUGGUAUUGGGGGAUGAUAGGAUUUUGUCAUACAACACUGAUCUUUUGCAACUGAAAAAGGCAUACAAAAGUGGAUCAUUGGAUAUGAAGAUCAAGGCAGAAUAUUCAAAUGCAAGGGAACUGAAAACCCAUCUGGUUAAUGGUUCCCUAAUCAAAUCUUUGCUCAGUGUUAGCAGGCGUGGCAGACUUGCUGCUGGGGAGGGUGACAAAGUUGCAAUUUUUGAUGUGGGGCAGCUAAUUGGACAGCCAUCAGUUGCACCCAUAACAGCAGAUAAGACCAAUGUGAAGCCUCUUUCAAAAAACAUUGUUCGCUUUGAGAUAGUUCAUAUUCUUUUCAACCCCUUGGUAGAAAAUUAUCUUGCUGUUGCAGGUUAUGAAGAAUGCCAAGUCCUUACUGUUAAUCACCGUGGGGAAGUGACUGAUCGUCUUGCUGUUGAACUUGCUUCUCAAGGUGCUUAUAUUCGGCGGAUAGAUUGGGUUCCUGGUUCUCAAGUGCAACUGAUGGGGAUCACUAACACUUUUGUCAAGAUCUAUGAUCUGUCUCAAGAUAAUAUAAGUCCCAUGCAUUACUUCACCUUGGAUGAUGAUCUGAUUGUGGAUGCGACACUUGUUACUGCACCUCAGGGGAAAAUAUUUCUUCUUGUUCUCUCAGAACUUGGUCGCUUAUUCAGGCUUGAAUUGUCUAUGGGAGGUGACGUGGGGGCUAAACAAAUGACUGAUAUCAUCGAACUUGAUAAAGCUCCACAUUCGAGAGGUCUUUCUUUGUACUUCUCAUCAACCUUCCGAUUCCUUUUCUUGUCCUAUCAGGAUGGUACUACCUUGAUUGGCCGCCUGGAUGCCAAUGCAAAGACUCUUACUGAAAUAUCUGCCAUUUAUGGGGAUGAGCAGGAUGGUAAAUUGAGGCCUGCUGGGCUGCACCAUUGGAAAGAGAUGCUUGAUGGUAGUGGUUUCUUUGUUUGCUUCUCUUCUCUAAAGUUGAAUUCGAUACUUGCUGUAUCUAUAGGAGUCCAUGAGUUACUAGCACAAAACUUGCGACAUACUGGAGGAAGCUCAUCACUAUCUCUUGUUGGUAUAGCCGCAUACAGGCCUUUAUCGAAGGACAGAACCCACUGCCUUGUUCUAUAUGAUGAUGGAAGCCUGCAGAUAUAUUCAGCUAAUUCUUUGGGAUCCAAUUCUGGAUCGAAUUUGACCUCAGAUCAUGCCAAAAAAUUAGGAUCUGGAAUCCUCAGCAGCAGAGUAUGUUCUGGUUCCAAUCCAGAGUUCCCUCUCGACUUCUUUGAGAAAACUGUUUGCAUUUCACCUGAUGUGAAGUUGGGAGGUGAUGCCAUUAGAAAUGGUGAUUCAGAGAGUGCUAAGCAAAAUUUGGUAUCGGAUGAUGGCUAUCUAGAAAGUCCCAGCGCUUCUGGUUUUAAGAUAAUCGUCUUCAAUUCAAAUCCUGAUAUUGCCAUGGUUGGUUUCCGUAUACAUGUCGGAAAUACUUCAGCAAGUCAUAUUCCUUCUGAGAUCACCAUUUUCCAGAGAGUUAUUAAACUGGAUGAGGGUAUGCGUUCAUGGUAUGACAUCCCAUUCACUACUGCUGAAGCACUUUUGGCUGAUGAAGAAUUUACAAUCUCUGUUGGCCCGACCUUUAAUGGCUCUACUUUACCCAGAAUAGAUUCUUUAGAAGUUUAUGGUCGACUUAAGGAUGACUUCGGUUGGAAGGAAAAAAUGGAUGCUGUUUUAGACAUGGAGGCCCAUGUACUCGGUGCCACAUCUGGGGUUUCUGGGCAUGGAAAGAAGUAUCGGCCAUUGCAAGCUGUUUCAUUGCAAGAACAGGUUAUAGCAGAUGGACUUAAGCUCCUAUCUGCAUAUUAUUCCUUGUUUAGGUCUCAGGCAUGCGCUGAAAUUGAGGAUGCAAAGAUAGAAUCCUGUAAACUGAAAUGCAAGAAGCUAUUGGAAACAAUAUUUGAAAAUGACAGGGAGAUUAUGUUACAAUGUGCUGCCUGCCAUGUUCUUCAGACGUUGUUCCCAAAAAAGGAGAUGUACUAUCAGGUCAAAGAUGCUAUGCGUCUUCUUGGUGUUGUAAGUGCUUCGCCAGUCCUUGUCUCAAGGAUAGGAAUUGGUGGAGCAACAGCUGGAUGGGUAAUUCAAGAGUUUACAGCCCAAAUGAGAGCUGUGUCUAGGAUUGCUUUGCAUCGUAGAUUGAAUUUUGCUGCUUUUCUGGAAACUCAUGGUUCUGGCGUAAUUGAUGGACUUAUGGAUGUUCUUUGGGGAAUACUGGACUUGGAGCAACCUGACACACAAACUAUCAACAACAUUGUCAUACCCUCUGUGGAGCUGAUCUAUUGCUAUGCAGAAUGCUUGGCUUUAAAUGGAAGCAAUGCAUCUGCAAAAUCUGUCGCACCUGCUGUUCUAUUGCUCAAGAAACUUCUUUUUGCUCCUUACGAGGCUGUACAGACUUCAAGCAGCUUGGCUAUAUCAUCUAGGCUGCUCCAGGUUCCAUUUCCAAAGCAGACAAUGUUGGCCACUGAUGAUGUUGUGGAGAGUAGUGCAUCAGCCCCUGUAGCUUCUGAUCCAACCAAUGCAAAUGGUGGGAACACACAAAUCAUGCUUGAAGAAGACUCUACCACGUCAUCUGUUCAAUAUUGCUGUGAUGGUUGCUCCACUGUUCCUAUACUUCGACGAAGAUGGCAUUGUAAUGUUUGCCCUGACUUCGAUCUAUGUGAAGCUUGCUUUGAAGUAAUGGAUGUAGAUAGGCUUCCCCCACCACAUUCUAGAGAUCACCCUAUGUCUGCAAUUCCUAUUGAAAUUGAUUCUCUUGGGGAAGAUGGGAACGAAAUUCACUUUGCAAUUGAUGAACUAAGCGAUCCAAGUCUACUUCAUGGCACUACCAAUAACAAUGUGCAAAAUUCACCUCCGUCCGUUCAUCAAUUGGAGCAUAACGAAUCUGGAGAGUUCCCUGCUUCUCUAAUUGAUCAGAGAAUAGUGACAAUUUCAGCUGCAAAGAGAGCCGUGAAUUCAUUGUUACUUGGCGAGCUGAUAGAGCAGCUGAAAGGGUGGAUGGGAACAACUUCUGGUGCUCGUGCUAUACCCAUUAUGCAACUGUUCUACAGGUUGUCAUCUGCAGUGGGUGGACCUUUCAUGGAUAGCUCAAAGCCUGAAAAUUUGGAUUUAGAGAAAUUUGUGAGGUGGUUUUUGGAUGAGAUCAACUUGAGUAAACCUCUUAUACUUAAAAUGCGUUCAUCAUUUGGGGAAGUCGUUAUCCUUGUGUUCAUGUUCUUCACCUUGAUGCUUCGAAACUGGCACCAGCCUGGCAGUGACAGUUCUCUACCAAAAUCGGGGGCGACUUCUGAGACACAAGAUAAAUCUGUUUCCCAAUUGGCAUCAUGCCCCUCGACUAUGGGUUCCUCAUCUGCAAAUGAUGAUCAAGACAAAAGUGAGUUUGCUUCUCAGCUGGUUCGAGCUUGUUCUGCUCUUAGGCAGCAGCCUUUUAUCAACUACCUUAUGGAUAUACUACAACAGCUGAUGCAUAUUUUUAAAUCACCUUCUUCAAAUCUUGACCCUGGGCAUGGAUUAUCAUCUGGGUCGGGUUGUGGUGCAUUGCUCACUAUUCGUAAAGAAUUGCCAGCUGGGAACUUUUCUCCUUUCUUCUCAGAUUCAUAUGCCAAAGCCCAUAGGUCAGAUUUUUUUGCCGAUUAUCACAGGCUUCUGUUAGAGAAUACUUUUCGUUUGGUAUAUGGCUUGGUUAGGCCUGAAAAAGUAGAAAAAUCUGGGGAAAAGGAGAACGUCUACAAGGCUCCCAUCAACAAGGAUUUAAAACUAGACGGUUAUCAAGAUGUCCUUUGUAGCUACAUCAGCAAUCCUCACACAACAUUUGUGAGGCGGUAUGCGAGGAGGCUUUUCCUGCAUUUGUGUGGAAGCAAAACCCACUAUUACAGUGUAAGAGAUGCAUGGCAGCUAUCAAGUGAAAUCAAGAAACUCUUCAAGCUUGUAAAUAAAUCUGGUGGUUUUCAGAACCCUCUCCUAUAUGAGAGAAUUGUGAAACUGGUUAAGUGCUUGUCUGUGAUAUCUGAGUUAGCAGGGGCUAGACCAAGAAACUGGCAAAAAUAUUGCUCGAGGCAUGGAGAUGUUCUCCCCUUCUUGCUGAAUGGUGUCUUCGUUUUUGGUGAGGAGUCUGUCAUCCAAGCUCUUAAACUUUUGCGCUUGGCAUUUCAUACAGGGAAGGAUACAGGCCAAGCUCAACAGAAAGGAGAGGUGGGAGAUGCGGCAACGGGCUCUAACAAAGCUGGAACACAAUCUUCAGAUUCAAAGAAGAAAAAGAAAUCAGAAGAAGGAAGUGAAGCUAGCUCUGAGAAAUCUUAUAUUGACAUGGAACAGUCAGUUGAAAUCUUCACUGACAAGGAUGGGAAGGUCCUACAGAGCUUUAUUGAUUCAUUUUUGCUGGAAUGGAACUCAUCGGCUGUUCGCCUUGAGGCCAAAUGUGUUCUUUAUGGUGCUUGGCAUCAUGGCAAACGAUCUUUUCAGGAGACGCUGCUGAAGGAACUUCUUCAGAAAAUGCAUUGUCUCCCCAUGUAUGGCCAAAAUAUCACGGAGUUCACAGAGCUCCUGACAUCUUUACUGGGAAAGGGAGCUCCUGAUAAUGGUCUGAAACUCCAGGAAACAGAACUUGCAAAUUCAUGCUUGACUUCUGAUGUAUUGAAGUGUAUCUUUGAUACACUUCGUUCCCAGAAUGAGCUUCUGGCCAAUCACCCAAAUGCUCGUAUUUACAAUACUCUGAGUGGUUUGGUUGAGUUCGACGGCUACUAUCUUGAGAGUGAGCCCUGUGUUGCGUGUAGCUGUCCUGAGGUUCCUUACAGUCGCACAAAGUUGGAAUGUUUGAAAUCUGAGACAAAAUUCACUGACAAUCGCAUUAUAGUGAAAUGUACUGGAAGUUACACAAUUCAAUCGGUGACCAUGAAUGUGCAUGAUGCUCGCAAGUCAAAGUCGGUGAAGGUUUUGAACUUGUAUUACAACAAUAGGCCUGUUGCUGAUCUUUCAGAACUAAAAAAUAAUUGGUCUCUGUGGAAACGUGCAAAGAGUUGCCAUCUUGCCUUCAAUCAAACAGAGCUGAAGGUUGAAUUCCCUAUUCCCAUAACUGCCUGCAACUUCAUGAUUGAACUGGACUCAUUUUAUGAGAAUCUCCAAGCUUCUUCUCUUGAGUCCUUGCAGUGCCCUCGCUGCAGUCGUUAUGUCACUGAUAAGCAUGGGAUCUGUGGCAACUGUCAUGAAAAUGCCUAUCAGUGCAGGCAGUGCCGUAACAUAAAUUAUGAGAAUUUGGAUUCUUUCCUGUGCAAUGAGUGUGGGUAUAGCAAAUACGGUCGUUUUGAGUUCAAUUUCAUGGCAAAGCCAAGUUUCACUUUUGAUAGCAUGGAGAAUGAUGAGGACAUGAAGAAAGGGCUCAUCGCAAUUGAAUCAGAAUCAGAAAAUGCUCAUAGGAGAUAUCAACAACUUCUGGGAUUUAAGAAACCUUUGCUUAAGCUUGUAUCUAGCAUCGGUGAGAGCGAAAUGGAUUCUCAACAGAAAGAUACAGUUCAGCAGAUGAUGGUCUCCUUGCCCAGUCCUUCUUGUAAAAUAAACAGGAAGAUUGCUCUUCUUGGUGUUUUGUAUGGUGAGAAGUGCAAAGCUGCUUUUGAUUCAGUGAGCAAGAGUGUCCAGACUCUCCAGGGCCUUCGUCGGGUUUUGAUGAACUAUUUGCACCAGAAGCAUUCAGAUGAUAUGAUGGCCUCAUCGAGAUUUGCAGUUCUUAGGUCUCCAAAUCAUUGUUAUGGAUGUGCCACUACAUUUGUUACCCAAUGUUUGGAACUGUUGCAUGUGUUGUCAAAAUACCCACAUGUUAAGAAAGAGCUUGUUGGUACUGGCAUAUUGUCUGAGUUGUUUGAAAACAAUAUUCAUCAGGGCCCCAAGACGGCUCGCAUUCAGGCAAGAGCUGUUCUUUGUGCAUUUUCAGAGGGUGAUGCAAGUGCAGUGACUGAGUUAAACAAUCUGAUAAGAAAGAAGGUCACAUAUUGCCUAGAGCACCAUCGUUCUAUGGAUAUUGCCUUGGCGACUCGUGAGGAGUUGCUAUUACUUUCUGAAACUUGUGCUGUUGCAGAUGAGUUCUGGGAAGCUAGAUUGCGAGUUGCUUUUCAGCUGUUAUUCUCUUCGAUCAAGUUGGGUGCCCGGCAUCCUUCUAUUUCUGAGAACAUUAUUUUACCAUGCUUGAAAAUGGUAUCUCAGGCUUGCACCCCUCCAAAAUCUGAAUCAGUUGAUAAGGAGCAAAUGUCGGGGAAAACCACAUCAGUUCCACCGACAAAGGAUGACAGUAGUGGAGAUUCACACUCAUCUAUAAGUGGCCUUGCUAAUGGGAAUAAGUCACAGUCUGUAUCAUCAGAAAAGCACUUGGAUAGCUACAGGAAAGGGCAGAAUAUUCAGUUAGUAAGCUAUUCCGAGUGGGAAAAAGGAGCCUCUUAUCUUGACUUCGUGAGGAGGCAAUACAAAGUCUCGCCGGCAGUCAAACCUAUUCAGAAGUCUCGAAAAGACUCCCAAAGGGUCGAUUAUCUUGCUCUUAAAUAUGUCCUGAGAUGGAAAAGGCGUGCUUGUAAAGGAACGCUUAAGAGUGCAUUCUCAACAUUCGAACUGGGAUCAUGGGUUUCUGAAAUAGUCUUGAGUGCAUGUUCACAGUCUAUAAGGGCUGAGAUGUGCACGUUAAUUGGUUUGCUUUGUGCUCAGAAUUCAUCUAGGCGGUAUAGAUUUUUGAACUUACUGAUGGCGCUUCUUCCGGCUACUCUUUCUGCUGGGGAAAGUUCUGCUGAGUACUUCGAACUAUUUUUCAAGAUGAUUGAGUCAGAAGAUGCAAGGUUGUUUCUCGCUGUAAAGGGAUGCCUGAGUACUAUAUGUAGGUUGAUAACUGUCGAGGUGGGAAAUGUGGAGUCACAAGAAAGGAGCCUACAUAUAGACAUAUCACAGGGCUUUAUUCUACACAAGCUCAUUGAACUUCUCAGCAAAUUUCUUGAAGUGGCAAAUAUUCGAGCAAGGUUCAUGCGAGAUGAGCUUCUGUCUCAAGUAUUGGAGGCUCUUCUUGUCAUCCGGGGUCUUGUAGUACAAAAAACAAAAUUGAUAAGUGAUUGCAAUCGGCUAUUGAAGGAUCUCUUGGACAGUCUUCUGCUUGAGAGCAGUGAAAACAAGCGCCAUUUCAUACGAGCCUGCAUUUCUGGUUUACAGAUCCAUGGAGAAGAAAGAAAGGGACGAACAUCUCUGUUUAUUUUGGAGCAGCUUUGCAACAUGAUAUGCCCAUCAAAGCCGGAGCCAGUCUAUUUAUUAAUACUGAACAAAGCACAUACUCAGGAGGAGUUCAUCCGGGGUUCAAUGACUAAGAAUCCUUACUCCAGUUCAGAGAUUGGUCCAUUGAUGCGUGAUGUCAAGAACAAAAUUUGCCAUCAGUUGGACUUGUUAGGUCUCCUUGAGGAUGACUAUGGUAUGGAAUUGCUUGUGGGUGGCAAUAUAAUAUCUCUGGAUCUCAGCAUUUCUCAAGUUUAUGAGCAGGUCUGGAAGAAAUCACAUAGUCAAUCACCAACUCUCAGUACUGGCUUGCUAUCUGGUGGUGGAUUUAAUUCCAAUAGAGAUUGCCCACCUAUGACAGUGACUUACAGGCUUCAGGGAUUAGAUGGUGAGGCUACAGAGCCUAUGAUCAAGGAAUUGGAUGAGGAUAGGGAGGAAUCACAGGACCCUGAAGUUGAGUUUGCUAUAGCUGGUGCUGUGCGGGAGUGUGGUGGACUGGAAAUAAUUUUGAGCAUGAUCCAGCGGCUGAGGGACGACGAGCUCAAGUCUAAUCAAGAGGAGCUGGGAUCAGUUCUCAAUCUCCUCAUGUAUUGCUGCAAGAUUCGGGAGAACAGGCGUGCCUUAUUAAAGCUAGGUGCACUGGGCCUCCUCUUGGAGACAGCUAGGCGUGCCUUCUUUGUCGAUGCUGUGGAGCCUGCAGAAGGCAUACUCCUGAUUGUUGAGAGCUUGACGAUGGAGGCUAAUGAGAGUGACAUUGGCAUCUCAGAGAGUGUGCUUGCUGCUUCCAAUGAAGGCACAAGCUCGGGGGCCGGUGAGCAAGCAAGAAGGAUAGUCUUGAUGUUCUUAGAGCGGCUUUCCCACCCUUCUGGCCUCAAAAAAUCAGCAAAGCAGCAACGAAACAAUGAGAUGGUGGCUCGAAUACUUCCCUGUCUCACAUAUGGAGAACAAGCUGCCAUGGAAGUGCUGAUACAACACUUUGAGCCUCAUUUGCAAAAUUGGGGAGAGUUUGAUAGGCUUCAGAAGGAGCACCAAGACAACCCUAAAGAUGAGAGCUUGGCUGAGAAAGCAGCUGCUCAGAGGUUUGCUGUAGAGAACUUUGUGAGAGUAUCUGAGUCACUUAAAACGAGCUCGUCUGGAGAGAGACUCAUGGACAUGAUUCUAGAGAGAGGGAUUACUGAAUUAGCUGUCGACCAUCUUAGAGAGAGAUUUUCCAUUGUUGGGCAGGAUGAUUUCAAGUCUAGUUUGGAGUGGGCAAGUGGUUUGAAGCUACCAUCUGUUCCAAUAAUUUUGUCGAUGUUCAAGGGGCUUGCAGUAGGCCAUUUGAGGACACAAAGGUGCAUCGAAAAGGGCGGUAUCUUGCCAUUGUUUCAUGCUCUUGAGGGAGUUUCAGCGGAGAAUGAGAUUGGCGCAAGAGCCGAGAACUUGCUUGAUACGCUAGCUGACAAGGAGGGGAAGGGGGAUGGAUACCUUGGGGAAGCAGUGCACAAGCUAAGGCAUGCAACGCGGGAUGAGAUGCGGCGACGGGCUCUGAAAAAGCGAGAGGAACUAUUGCAGGGUCUUGGGAUGCGACAGGAGCUAGCAUCUGAUGGCGGAGAGCGCAUUGUUGUUACCCAGCCAGCCAUUGAGGGCCUAGAUGAAGUCGAAGAGGAGGAAGGUGGCCUUGCUUGCAUGGUGUGUAGAGAAGGAUAUACACUCCGGCCCAAUGAUAUGCUUGGUGCCUACUCUUAUUGCAAGAGGGUUAACUUAGGGGGUGGUGAAUACGUAUACACAACAGUUAGCCACUUCAAUGUCAUCCAUUUUCAGUGUCACCAAGAGGCCAAACGGGCAGAUGCAGCACUCAAAAACCCUAAAAAGGAGUGGGAAGGUGCGGCACUCCGAAAUAACAAGACUCUGUGUAAUUGCAUCUUUCCACUUAGGGGGCCUGCUGUGCCUAUUUUGCAAUAUAGUCGUUGUGUUGAUCAGUAUUGGGAUAACCUUGGCUCACUUGGGCGGGCUGAUGGUAGCAGGCUGCGGCUUCUCACUUAUGACGUUGUACUGAUGCUGGCUCGCUUCGCAACGGGUGCCUCUUUCAGUGCCGACAGCAAGGGUGGGGGGCGCGAUAGCAACUCUCGCCUCCUUCCUUUCAUGCUCCAGAUGAGCUGCCACCUCCUCGACCAACCUGGAUCUACUCAACGAUGUUCCCUUUCCAAAUCCAUCUCUUCCUAUCUCUCUCAAAACCCAUCUCAAUCACAAUUGGACCCACCAAAAACCCCUCCUACCCCUAAAACGCCUUCUCCCCAAAGUGAUGAAACAGUCCAAUUCAUGAUGGUUAAUUCCCUCCUUGCUGAACCUUACGAUGUGUGGGCCCAUCAUCGGCUUGCCUUUCUCCAACGCGGGCUCCACCAUGCCUAUGCCCAAUACAAGCAAGGCAGAUCUACCCACUUCCGCCUCUCACCCGAAUCCAGCCAUCGAAAAGAUGAUCCAGCGAUGCCUGGCUCCAGUAGUGGUGAGGACCUCUUCGCAAUAGUGCAACCAAUGCUUGUAUAUACAGGUCUCGUUGAGCAGUUACAAAGAUUCUUUAAGCCCACAGAGGUUUCCGGAAAGCAGGAAUCAGGUGCCGGGAAACCUGAAGCUGGAAAAGAGGUGGAGGAGUUGGAGGGGUGGGAGAUGGCGAUGAGGGAGAAGCUGCUCAAUGUUAGAGAGAUGGUGGGUUUCUCUAAAGAAGUGUUGGGGUGGCUCGAGGAAAUGCAAGGGGCUGAGGAUUUGCAAAAGGCUUUUGAUGUGGCUGGAAUUUUGGUGGAUGCUCUUUCUGGUGGGUUUUCAAGUGUUGAGGAGUUUGUUCGGGCUUCCAUUGCUACCUGAAAUUAGCAUGUAAGUCGAGAAGUUGUGAAUGGAUGCCAGAAAAUAGUGCCGAGAACUCAAGUUGUGGAGACAGGGAGAUAGAGAAGAGAUGAGGAAUGGCAUGGAGCUAUAUGUUGUUGGGGGGUUUUACUGAUUGUGCUUUGGCUGCUUUUACUGAACCUGGAGGAUAAUUGUUCAGAGAUGGGAGUUUCUCUGUUAUAAAGGUUUCUUUUUCUCUCUGCCUUGAAAUAUCUCAUCUAUGAACUCUUUCCUCUCUCACAUUGCCUGACCUUUAUUAUUGCACUGCCAUUCCCAUCUUCUUCAGUUUCCGGGGGGUGGAGUCGGGACGGUAUACGAAAUGGAAAAUUCAUUCUCACAUUAUGGGGGUUUGAGCUGGUUUGAGUUUGCCAAGGAGUUGGCAGUUUAUUGCAUUGGAAAAGAAGAGUAGGUUUUUGGGAUCUAGGGUUUUAUGCUUGGCUUUCUGGAGGAUUUGGUUGAGAUUUUUAUGGUCUUGUAAGUUUGUACAUGUGCCUCUUUUAUCUUUUUCUCUGAUUUGACUUGCAAAUGUAUUAGUAUUUGCCCCAAAAGUUUAUAAUUUGGAAGGGGCCAACUCUGUGCAGGCUUACGGUUUGCCCGUUUAAUGUAUUAUGGACAAAUCUCUCUCUCUC